AACUUAAAAAAAGAAAAAUGUCCCCACCAAAAAAUUCCUAAUUGAAAAUCCAGAUUGUAAAUUAAAAUCAACAACUCCUCUAUCUUUCUCUUUUCUCAUUUCUCUCUCUCAUUGUCAUCUUUGUUUCUGCCCCCUAAAUUUCCCCAACUUUUUCGGGGAUUACUAGAAACAACUACUCAAACUCCAGUAGUAGUAGUACUUACUACUAGUAGAAGUAGUCCAACUAACUUCACCUAAACAACAACAACAACAAGAAUGUCGUCGACUUGCAUUCCUACUGCCGCCGUUGUUGUCGCCGAGAAGUCCACUUCCACUACCACUUCUUCACUCUCUCUCCUCCGCCGUCGCCGUUGCACUAAUCAUUCUCACUCUCUCUCCAAUGUCGCUUUUUCUCUCUCCUCCAAUCUCAAGCUUCGCGUUUUUACUCAGACUUCACGGCCUGUUUUCACACAUGCUGUAGCAGCUAAGGCCCAGCUAAACAAUGCUGGCUUAGGCGGAUCUUCAAGUGGAGCUGCUCAAUCUAAAUCUGAAGCACCCUCAAAGGAGAUAAAGAAUGGCAAGCCGUCAAGUGAAUCUGUCCCAACACCAUUGGCAUCAGAGGAUUCAAUUUCUGAAUUCAUCUCCCAAGUUGCAAAUCUUGUCAAACUUGUUGAUUCGAGAGAUAUUGUGGAGUUGCAGAUGAAGCAAUAUGAUUGUGAGCUUUUGAUCCGUAAAAAGGAAGCCAUAACACAAGUGUCACCUCCUCCAGUGUAUAUGAUGCAAUCACCUUCUGCACCACCACAAGCCAGCCCACCUGCUGUAGCAGCUCCUUCUGCACCUACACCUGCAACAUCUCUGGCACCUGCCGCACCAGCUGCCAAACCAAACAAGUCAUCAGUUCCACCCCUUAAGAGCCCUAUGGCGGGGACAUUCUAUCGGAGCCCGGCACCAGGGGCUCCAGCAUUUGUAAAGGUUGGGGACAAAGUGCAGAAAGGACAAGUUGUAUGCAUUAUUGAAGCCAUGAAGUUAAUGAACGAAAUUGAAGCUGAUCAAUCAGGCACCGUCGUUGAAGUUGUCGCAGAAGACGGGAAACCCGUCAGCUUAGAUUCUCCGCUGUUUGUCAUUCAGCCAUAGAAAUGAUAACUGGCCGGGAGAAUGUCUGAUAUGUUGGUUAAACUCCUUUAAACUUGUAGACAAAGAUUAUUCUAAUUCAGAUGAGGUGUUAGAUGAAGUCGAAAAAGAAUUUCUUAUUUAUUUAUUUAUUUUCAACCACUUGGAUUUUUACACUGAGGAAUAGUCAGUGUUUGUUUUCUCCCUUUUUCUUGUACCCUCUGCAAAAAAAAAAAGGAAAAAAAAAAGAGAUUCUUAGUUUUGGUCUGACGUGAACAUUUAGUAGGGCAAUUUACUCCUAUUUUUAGUUGUGCAUCUCCAUUUGGAUCUUGAAAUUGGCCUACUUUUACUAUAUUUUUUGAGUUGAUUACCUUUUUCCUUUACCAAUUGA
Messenger RNA from Beta vulgaris subsp. vulgaris (sugar beet), 1480 nucleotides. Its product is annotated as biotin carboxyl carrier protein of acetyl-CoA carboxylase 1, chloroplastic. Gene Ontology annotation, biological process: fatty acid biosynthetic process. Gene Ontology annotation, molecular function: acetyl-CoA carboxylase activity. The coding region runs from base 256 to 1113 and encodes 285 amino acids. The record is from RefSeq and is a predicted model, not a curated record. The transcript is spliced from 7 exons. Gene Ontology annotation, cellular component: acetyl-CoA carboxylase complex. NCBI's taxonomy places the organism in Eukaryota, Viridiplantae, Streptophyta, Magnoliopsida, Caryophyllales, Amaranthaceae.